AUGCAGUACGUUAGGGGCAUCAGCGGUGCUAUCUCAAAGACCUACAACUCCAUCAACCCUGCCACUCUCUCUGGAGCCAUCGAUGUCAUUGUUAUUGAGCAGGAAGAUGGCUCCCUGGCCUGUAGUCCUUUUCACGUCAGAUUCGGUAAAUUUCAGCUCUUGCGACCUUCUGAGAAGAAGGUUGAAUUCCGAGUCAACGGUCAGAAACAGGAGUAUGCUAUGAAAUUAGGCGAUGGCGGCGAGGCUUUCUUCGUUUUCGAGACCCAACAUGAUAUUCCUCCUUCCAUGCAGACUUCUCCUCUGGUGUCUCCUGCUUCUUCUCCAGACACGAUAAAGCCUGAAAUCCUCACGCCGACCGGUUCAAACGAACCUACAUAUCUCGACCUUGCUGAUGAUGUGUCCCGACCGGCCUCGCCAGAUCCCGGAAAACACGCCGCGCCCAUCUUGCGUCACGAACGGUCCAAUUUGAGUGAUCGUGGCAUCUAUCCGACUUCAAUCCCAAACCCUACGGAUAAAUCAGUUUGGCCGGCUGAUACUGCAGUGCGACAACCUUCACAUCCUGCUCUAUUCCGCGCUGCCUCGGAAGAGCUAAUCUCCCCUCUUACCCAAGAGGACAUCAACGAGUAUUCUCAGAGCAUCCGAAGAGGUUCGUUUCUGCUUCCUAAUUCUACCUCAGAGAGUAGCAGUUCAGCAGCAAAUACAAGCAAACCACGCCGACCAGCCAUCGCUCGUGCCCUGACUCUAUCUAAGAGAUUAUCGACUUCAAAUAUCAGGUCCGAGGUAACUGAAACAGGCGAUGUCAUGCUUGACAUGACUGGUUACAAAAGUAGUGAAGACCAGGCACUCAGGGCUGAAGCUCUCGCCAGAAAGUUGUUGUCAGAAGAGCUCGAAGGUAAUUACGACAUUGGAUCGCUUAUUGGCACAGAUGAGAAUGGUAAUCUAUGGAUAUACAGCAGUGAAGAGGCAAAGGACGCAGCCAACAAAAGAGUUCAGCAACAGAACACUGUCGCCACAUCUAUGAUCAGCAGUAGCGAUUCCGAUCCUGGCUACCACUCCGACAGUGAUCGAAGCACCUCCGCGAGUGGCCCAAGUGGAUCACAUGCUCGCGCCAAAUCAGAGGAAAUGCCAAACAUGAGACUCUCAUCCGAAACAAGUCACUUCGCUAAAACAUUACGCUUAACAAGCGAUCAGUUGAAAAAGCUUGAUCUGAGGCCAGGCCCAAAUCCUGUCAGCUUUACAGUCAACAAGUCUACCUGCACAGCCAACAUGCACCUGUGGCGGCACGACGUACCCAUUGUCAUCUCUGAUAUUGAUGGAACGAUUACUAAAUCUGACGUAUGGGGUCAUGUAUACAAUGCCAUUGGCAAGGAUUGGACACAUACAGGAGUUGCCAAGCUCUAUUCCGAUAUUGUCGCGAACGGCUACAACAUCUUCUACUUGACAUCGCGGUCAGUGGGUCAGGCCGACACAACGCGGAAUUACCUCGACAGUAUCGUGCAGGACGGCUGGAAAUUGCCUAAAGGCCCCGUUAUCAUGUCGCCAGACCGCACAAUCGCAGCAUUAAGGAGAGAAGUCUAUCUGCGCAAACCGGAGGUUUUCAAGAUGGCCUGCCUGCGGGACAUUCUUAGUCUAUUUCCGGGCCGUACCAACCCGUUCUAUGCUGGGUUUGGAAACAGGUUGACCGAUGCAUUGAGUUAUCGAACAGUUCACAUUCCCUCAUCUCGGAUUUUCACCAUCAACUCGAAAGCAGAAGUGUCGUUGGAUUUGUUGAGCUUAAACAGUUACAAAUCCAGCUACGUAAGUAUGCGCGAGAUCGUGGAUCAUUCAUUCCCACCGGUGAGCACUUUAGUCAAAGAAGGCGGUGAAGAUUACACCGACUUCAAGUACUGGAGAGACGACCCGGGCGCCGAUAUCGACCGGUUCGAGCCCUCGGAAUCGGAAGAGGACGACUACGAUGACGAUGAGGCAGCCAGCUCGCAAAAUUACUUGUCACGAGCAUCGACUAUGCCACGACCUGAUUCGAGGCUAGGGAACUCGAUCAUCCGCGACUCGAUCGAGGUAGAGAAGGAGGCGGACUUGGACAGAUUGCAGAUAGUGGAUAGCGUCGCAAGUCGUGGCAGUACUGUAACCGCGAGUCCAGAAGCUAGUGACUCGGAGGGUGAUUAUGUCGAUGACUACGUCGACAGUCCACGGAGGAGGGUGACGCGGUCGUUGCGAAGGUAG
Messenger RNA from Lithohypha guttulata, 2223 nucleotides. It is a transcript of the gene ned1, whose product is annotated as lipin Ned1. Bases 1 to 2223 code for a protein of 740 amino acids. Gene Ontology annotation, molecular function: phosphatidate phosphatase activity. Gene Ontology annotation, cellular component: nucleus. The transcript has a single exon. Gene Ontology annotation, biological process: triglyceride biosynthetic process; fatty acid catabolic process. Lineage: Eukaryota; Fungi; Ascomycota; Eurotiomycetes; Chaetothyriales; Trichomeriaceae. The record is from RefSeq and is a predicted model, not a curated record.